Messenger RNA from Musa acuminata AAA Group (dessert banana), 1554 nucleotides. Its product is annotated as 2,3-bisphosphoglycerate-dependent phosphoglycerate mutase 1-like. The record is from RefSeq and is a predicted model, not a curated record. Gene Ontology annotation, biological process: glycolytic process. Gene Ontology annotation, molecular function: intramolecular phosphotransferase activity. The coding region runs from base 76 to 1092 and encodes 338 amino acids. The transcript is spliced from 9 exons. Lineage: Eukaryota; Viridiplantae; Streptophyta; Magnoliopsida; Zingiberales; Musaceae.
GGGGGGUUCAACGAAAACGCUACAGAUAUUGCGGCCUUCAGGCUCUGAUCGACCUUCCUGUGCGCCCGAAUAAGAAUGGCUUCAAUGGCAUGCCAUCAUGCCCUCAGUUCCAUCCAAACUCAGGGAUUGCAAAAUAAAGUUGGAAGCUUUUCAGGGAAAAUAGUUUCCAAGGGCUCUAUGAUAGACAUGGGACUUCUUUCAAGAGCAAUCUGCUACUCUGUGAGAAGGAAUUUGUUUACGGUUCAUGCAUCAAGCUCUUCUCCAGUUGCCAAUCCAAUUCAAAUACCAUCAAAUGGCGAAUCUAAAGAUUUUAGGAAAAAAUCAGAUGAAACUGCACUUAUACUGAUAAGACAUGGUGAGUCUUUAUGGAAUGAGAAAAAUCUCUUCACAGGAUGUGUUGAUGUACCUUUGACUCAAAAGGGUGUGGAGGAAGCAAUUGAAGCCGGCAAAAGAAUAAGCAAUAUACCUAUUGACAUGAUCUAUACAUCUUCACUGAUUCGUGCUCAGAUGACUGCUAUGCUUGCAAUGACCCAACAUCGCCGCAAGAAGGUUCCAAUCAUCAAGCACAAUGAGAGUGAACAGGCCUGGAAAUGGAGUCAGAUACACAGUGAAGAAACAAAGAAACAGUCCAUUCCUGUGAUAACAUCUUGGCAACUGAAUGAAAGAAUGUAUGGUGAACUACAAGGCCUCAAUAAGCAAGAAACAGCUGACCGUUUUGGAAAAGAAAAAGUUCAAGAAUGGCGUCGUAGUUAUGAUAUUCCUCCCCCAGAUGGUGAGAGUUUGGAGAUGUGUGCUGAUAGAGCUGUGGCUUAUUUCAAAGAGCAAAUUGUACCUCAACUCUUGACUGGCAAAAAUGUGAUGAUUGCUGCCCAUGGAAACUCGCUUAGGUCCAUUAUUAUGUACCUGGACAAGUUGACUUCUCAGGAGGUCAUCAGCCUUGAACUGUCAACUGGCAUUCCUAUGCUUUAUAUAUUCAAGGAUGGAAAGUUUUUUAGGAGAGGAAGCCCAACCGGUCCUUCUGAGGCUGGUGUUUAUGCUUAUACCAGAAGUUUGGCUCUUUACAGACAGAAGCUGGAUGAAAUGUUCCAUUAACUACCCGCUUCAACUAGGCCAUACCAGAGUUCUCUCAUCAACAAAAAGCUGACCCAUUUGUGAUGUCUUAAUUCCUACAAGCAUCUAUUGAUGAGAUCUUUUUCCCCUUGUUCUAGAGAUGGAUUCGUGCAAUGCUGAAGAUUAUGCAGAUUACUUUUUCCCCUUUUCAUUUUUGAUCUUCAUAUUAUCAUAGACUGGGGGUGGUGUUUUGCUACAACUGCCCUAUACAAAUUCAGAACUGGUGAGAUGAUAAAUCCAGAAGCACAAGGACUUGGAAAUCAAUGGUUUAAAUCUCAUUUAUCUUCAUAAUGCUUAAAUGUGGGUUCUCUCUUUAUCAUCAUGAAGUACUAGGUUGGCUGGUGCUAUCUACCUAUCUUCAUGUACAUGAGAUUGUGGUCAAAAUUGACCAAAGGUCCUGUCAUAAUCUUACAACAAUUAGUAAGUAAAUGAUUGGUGUUCUCA